AUGAGGGCAUUCAAUCUUCAAUCAAUACAAGGCUUGCGCCAAGUACAAUCGAAAUUAUCUCGCCAACCUUGCUGGGUCCGCCCAGGAUGUCGAGUCCUGCAAACGCCCACUUCGCGAUGGAGUAGCUCUCAGAGCUCUGCGAUAGAGAAGGAGAAGCCAUAUUAUGUGACCACGCCAAUUUUCUAUGUCAAUGCUGCUCCUCAUAUUGGUCAUCUCUAUACCAUGGUGUUAACCGACGUCCUUAAACGAUGGCAAGUGAUCAAUGGCAGGGAAGCGUACCUCUGUACUGGAACCGAUGAGCAUGGCAUGAAAAUUCAACAGGCAGCUCUGAAGGAAGGCAUUUCGCCUAAAGAGUUGUGCGAUAACAAUUCGAAUAAAUUCAGAGAUCUCGCCCAAGUCUCCAACAUUUCCCACGACUACUUCAUCCGGACCACCGAUCAGGAACACAAAGACGUUGUCCAGCAAUUCUGGCUUCUCCUCAAGGCCCGUGCCCCUGAAGGAUUGGGUUUAUACAAGGGAAAGCAUGAGGGCUGGUACUGUGUCAGUGAUGAGUGCUUCUACCCAGAGGAUCUCGUCGAACCCAGCGUUGUACCGCAAACCGGUCGUAAGAUUAUGGCUAGCACUGAGACAGGUAAUGAAGUCGAAUGGAUUGCCGAGCAUACGUGGUUCUUCCCUCUUUCAAAGUACAAGGAUAAGCUACUUCAAUUCUAUGACGAGAAUCCUGAUUGGAUUCAGCCAGCUCAUCGUAUGAAUGAAGUGCGAAACUGGGUCGAAAACCAUCUUGAGGAUCUUUCAGUUACUCGCCCUACGUCAAGAUUGAACUGGGGAAUUAGAGAUCCCGACGACCCAAGCAGUACCAUCUACGUCUGGGUGGAUGCCCUAGUCAACUACCUGACCAAGGCUGGAUUUGGCACCAAGUGGCAUGUUGACGAUGCCGACACAGGCAUCUGGCCAGCAGAUGUGCACGUCGUCGGAAAGGACAUUAUUCGGUUCCACGCAGUCUACUGGCCUGCUCUACUCAUGGCUGCAGGCCUCCCUCUACCCAAAAAGAUUCUCUGCCACAACCACUGGACCAUGUCCAAUCGCAAGAUGUCCAAGUCUCUUGGAAAUGUCGUCAACCCAUUCUCAGCGGUGCAAAAAUGGGAUCUUGACCCUCUGCGAUACUUCCUUAUGCGAAACGGCAGUCUCAAGGGUGACAUGAGCUACUCGAAUGAGUCCAUCAUGGUCAUCUAUGAAAAGGAACUCCAAGCCAAUAUUGGUAACUUGUUUAAUCGCAUUUCUCGCAACAAGAACUUUUCUUGGUCAACCUUGGGGGCAGUUCAAGCUGCCCGAAAUGGUGAAUUCGACGACAUCGAAAGUGCUGUGCUUAGCGGAGCUGAAAACGCCGACUUUAUGAGUCUCGAAUCAACACUGAAUGAGGCUCCCACAAGCAUUCGACGUGAUAUGGAUGACAUUAACUUGAGUAAUGCGCUUCGAGGCAUCUUCGAGCUUCUUCGAGAGGCAAACCGCUUCAUCAGUGAUACUGAGCCCUGGAAGAUAACCAAGAGCGAGGAACCCAAUGCCAAGGUUUGUACCAACUGGGUUAUAUACGAAUGCGCCGAGGCUGUGCGAAUCGCGGGUAUCCUACUGCAGCCUGUUAUGCCUACAAAGACCGAAGAGCUCCUGGAUAAUCUUGGUGUCAAACCCGAGAGGCGCACGAUCGAAUUUGCUCGCAAGGGCGCAGAUCUCGAAUAUGGCACGCCACCUCUUACCACAACCAACAUCAAGCCAAACAGCUUCCAGAGCCUGUUCCCUCCUGUUGCAGCAGUUGAUUUGCCCGAUACCCCAAUCAAAGCACCAAAGGGCAAGGGCAAGAUCAAGAACCGGCUGGGACGUGUGGCAGCAAACCUCAAGAUGAAGGUCAACCAAAACACAGCAAUUUCAACAAGCAAAGCUUUACUUGUUCCAUACGAGGCUCACCAUGUGCGGCAAUACCACGCAUGGAUGCAAGAUCCAGAUAUCCAAGAAGCUACCGCUUCAGAACCGAUGACUUUGGAGGAGGAGUACGAGAACCAGCAGUCAUGGCGCACAUCGUCCGAUAAGCUCACAUUUAUCGUUUGCGCACCCGUCACGCAAGACACAUCACUCGUGCAGUCCAGCACGGCUGAUGCUGACGCUCUCAUGCGUGGAGACAUCAACUUCUUUCUUUACCCCUUUGAAAGCGAUGAUGAGGAUGAUACUACAUAUACCCAGGGCUGGGUCACUGGCGAAGUCGACGUCAUGAUCGCUUCACCCUCGCAUCGCGGACAAGGUCUUGGUCAAGCAGCAGUGUGUGCGCUGCUUGUGUAUAUCCGAAAACAUAUCGAUGGGAUACUCGCAGAGUAUGGGGCGAAAGAGCUCAAGGGUUUGAUGGUGAAGAUCAAAGAGGGAAAUAAGGGCAGCAGAGCUCUAUUCGAGAAGUUGGGAUUUGUACAAAAGGGCGAGGUGAAUUACUUCGGUGAGAUUUUGAUGACUAUCGAGUGGGAUGAGGUUUUGAGGAGGGACUGGUGGAAGGGAGCUGAAGAGGAUUUUGGAGAGGUGAAGUACAAACUGGCAAACGAAUAA
Messenger RNA from Fusarium poae, 2583 nucleotides. RefSeq lists its product as uncharacterized. The coding region runs from base 1 to 2583 and encodes 860 amino acids. NCBI's taxonomy places the organism in Eukaryota, Fungi, Ascomycota, Sordariomycetes, Hypocreales, Nectriaceae. The record is from RefSeq and is a predicted model, not a curated record. The transcript is spliced from 6 exons. Gene Ontology annotation, biological process: methionyl-tRNA aminoacylation. Gene Ontology annotation, molecular function: acyltransferase activity, transferring groups other than amino-acyl groups; methionine-tRNA ligase activity; ATP binding.